GUCGUCGGCCGCGUAUCGUUUAGUAAACAGCCUCAUUCCAACUUUUAUUUAUUGCAUUUUUAUCCUUUUAUAUAUAUAUUUAUAUUUGCUAUGAACCCCAUUCCAACACAAGAGGCACCGCAAUUGCUGUGGCCUACCAAGAAAGGCACUGCAACAACCACAACUUCGGCAGAGGUUGUUAAUAGCACCAUCACAGCCAGUGACUUGCCUCAACCACAGAACUCCAAUCAUAUCAGCACAGCUCCAUUCAAAGAUAAACUACUGACAAACUCCUCUUAUCUGGCAGCGGAAAUUCCUCUCAAACUUGGUCAUUUUAUGUCAAACCUAUGGACGUCUGGUUCAGAACUAUCGAGUUCGCUCUUCCUUCAAAGAGACGCCUCCAACUCUGGCCAGCUCCCGACAUCUCUCUGGCUGAUUGGACAGCGAUACGAACUACCAGAUCAUCACUUCAAUGUCCAAGAGAACAUGCUUGAGGCACAGAGUGAAGACAUGCAACAGAUAAAGCAAUUGACUGAAAUAUCUGAUAGUAGUGAUCAAACGGAACCCAAAACUAGGCCAUCGCCGCAGUUCUCCAUGUCGUUGAUGUGGCCGCCUGACUUCUAUGCCGAUUUCACAUCCCGCCUCUGGAUGACCUACCGACACAAUUAUCCACCCAUCCGACCUUCUAAUCACACUACUGAUAUUGGCUGGGGGUGUAUGCUACGGAGUGGUCAAAGUCUUUUAGCGAAUGCAUUGAUGAUACACAUGCUGGGAAGAGGUAGCUCUGCUCAUAUACAAAAGGUCUAUGAUAAUAAUUUUCGUUUUGUCUUAGAUUGGAGGCGCACAAAACCUGAAGAUCCAUCAUGGAAAGAAUAUAGAAAGAUUGUACAUUGGUUUUUGGAUGAACUGUCACCACGUGCACCAUUCUCCAUUCAUCGCAUUGCUCUUCUUGGCAAACAACUAGGAAAGAAUAUUGGUGAAUGGUUUGGCCCAAGUACUAUUAGCCAAGUUAUUCAAGCAUUAGUAUCUGAUUUUCCUCCCGCUGCCAUGGCAGUAUGUAUAGCCACUGAUGGUGUAAUCUAUCAUGAAGACGUACGUGAUGUAGCAACUGGAAAGAAACCACGAGGCGAAUUUGGCUAUCUAUCAUCCCGGCUUCAUGACCUACAAUCUGAAGAUUCUGGAAGAGCAGAGGCUAUGGCUAUUUAUAACAGAUACAAUCCACCAAAUAUACCAUCACACGUAUCGGAAGGUGUGUUUAAGCCAGUCUUAUUGCUAGUUGCCCUUCGACUGGGAAUAGAUAGUCUCCACCCAACAUACCACGCCGCGUUAAAGGCGUGUUUUGAACUACCUUGUUUUGUUGGCAUUGCUGGCGGUCGACCCAAUUCAUCUUUGUAUUUUAUUGGUCUUCAGGGAGAUGAGCUUAUCUAUUUAGACCCUCAUUUCUCACGUCCAGCCCUUGAGACUAAGAAUGUGUCCGAGUAUUCAGAAAAGGCAAGUGAUUUUGACCGGGACUUGAGCACAUACCACUGUCCCAUUCCCCGAAAAAUACACAUCACACAGGUAGAUCCCUCGAUGCUCUUGGGAUUCUAUUGCCAAACACAAGAAGACUUUGACAUAUUUUGUAGCCAGAUAUCGGAGAUCUCAAAGCAUUGUACACCAAUAUUUACAGUCGAACAACGAGCACCCGAAUAUGACGAGGACGUACGAAGUGAGAAUGACUUUGGUAUUGUGAGCGAUGAAGAAGAAGAAUUGGAAAAAUCAAAACUAGAGGAUGAAGAUGAAGAUGCGCUAUUCAAUGUUGUGUAGUAAACCUCGAAUAGUUUCGUUUCCUUCUAUCCCUAAAACAAAACAAAAAAAAACACCUUUUCUUUUCUCUUUUCCUUUUACAUGUUACUAUUGUUUUUUACCUCUUCCUCUCUCAUGUUAAAUAUAUAUAUAUAUAUAUAUAUAUAUAUAUAUCUACCUUUAUAUAUAUAUAAUUCUCUCUUAACCAC
Phycomyces blakesleeanus NRRL 1555(-) is the source of this 1973-nucleotide messenger RNA. RefSeq lists its product as hypothetical. Gene Ontology annotation, molecular function: protein-phosphatidylethanolamide deconjugating activity. The record is from RefSeq and is a predicted model, not a curated record. The transcript is spliced from 7 exons. Lineage: Eukaryota; Fungi; Mucoromycota; Mucoromycetes; Mucorales; Phycomycetaceae. The coding region runs from base 91 to 1785 and encodes 564 amino acids.